This is a messenger RNA of Eptesicus fuscus (big brown bat), 1247 nucleotides long. It is a transcript of the gene SLC25A5, whose product is annotated as solute carrier family 25 member 5. The transcript has 4 exons. Gene Ontology annotation, biological process: mitochondrial ATP transmembrane transport; mitochondrial ADP transmembrane transport. Gene Ontology annotation, molecular function: ATP:ADP antiporter activity. The record is from RefSeq and is a predicted model, not a curated record. Bases 90 to 986 code for a protein of 298 amino acids. Gene Ontology annotation, cellular component: mitochondrial inner membrane. NCBI's taxonomy places the organism in Eukaryota, Metazoa, Chordata, Mammalia, Chiroptera, Vespertilionidae.
AUCAGCCAUUUGCUUCGCUCCGCCCUAGAGCCCCGGAGUUCAGCCGGUUACGGUCCCAGGCCUGUAGUCGCCCGCUUCUUCUUUUCAACAUGACAGAUGCCGCCGUGUCCUUUGCCAAGGACUUCCUGGCAGGUGGAGUGGCCGCAGCCAUCUCCAAGACAGCGGUAGCACCCAUCGAGCGGGUCAAGCUGCUGCUGCAGGUGCAGCAUGCCAGCAAGCAGAUCACUGCAGAUAAGCAAUACAAGGGCAUUAUAGACUGUGUGGUCCGUAUCCCCAAGGAGCAAGGAGCCCUGUCCUUCUGGCGUGGUAACCUGGCCAAUGUCAUCAGAUACUUCCCCACCCAGGCUCUCAACUUUGCCUUCAAAGAUAAAUACAAGCAGAUCUUCCUGGGUGGUGUGGACAAGAGAGCCCAGUUUUGGCGAUACUUUGCAGGGAAUCUGGCAUCAGGUGGUGCCGCUGGGGCUACCUCCUUGUGUUUUGUGUAUCCUCUUGAUUUUGCCCGUACCCGUCUAGCAGCUGAUGUGGGCAAAGCCGGAGCUGAAAGGGAAUUCAAAGGCCUUGGUGACUGCCUGGUUAAGAUCUACAAAUCUGAUGGGCUUAGAGGCCUAUACCAAGGCUUUAAUGUGUCAGUACAGGGUAUUAUCAUCUACCGAGCUGCCUACUUCGGUGUCUAUGAUACUGCAAAGGGAAUGCUUCCAGAUCCCAAGAAUACUCAUAUCUUCAUCAGCUGGAUGAUCGCACAGUCCGUCACAGCUGUGGCUGGGUUGACUUCCUAUCCAUUUGACACUGUUCGUCGCCGCAUGAUGAUGCAAUCAGGGCGCAAAGGAACUGAUAUCAUGUACACAGGCACACUCGACUGCUGGAGGAAGAUUGCUCGUGAUGAAGGAGGCAAAGCUUUUUUCAAGGGUGCAUGGUCCAAUGUUCUCAGAGGAAUGGGUGGUGCUUUUGUGCUUGUCUUGUAUGAUGAAAUCAAGAAGUUCACAUAAAUUAUUUCCUAGUCUUCCCUCCCCCAGACCCCGUGAACAGGCAUGUUGUAUUAUGUAACAUAUCUUGAGCAUUCUUGACAGACUUGGUUGUCUGUUUAUCAGUGGCAACUAUUUACUGGUUGAAAAUGGGAAGCAAUAAUAUUCAUCUGACCAGUUUUCUCUUAAAGCCAUUUCCAUGAUGAUGAUGGGACUCAAUUAUAUUUUUUAUUUCAGUCACUCCUGAUAACAAAUUUGAAGAAAUAAAAAAUAUCUGAAAUAGAA